Colletotrichum phormii is the source of this 480-nucleotide messenger RNA. RefSeq lists its product as uncharacterized. Bases 103 to 327 code for a protein of 74 amino acids. The transcript has a single exon. The record is from RefSeq and is a predicted model, not a curated record. NCBI's taxonomy places the organism in Eukaryota, Fungi, Ascomycota, Sordariomycetes, Glomerellales, Glomerellaceae.
AGCCCAGCCAGCGCUCAGCUUUUCCCAUGAUCAUCAUCAGAUCCAAUACAGUAGUAUUGCCUCCACAAUAAGGCCCGUACUUAUAGGGAGAGGGUGGCGGUAAUGGAGUCUCGUACUCGCUAUGAGUACCUCCGCCGUGACUGGCUUGAGACCGUCUCCAAGGAGGUUGGCCUGAAAGCACUGAGAAGACCCUGCCGUUGUUACUACUCUGCGUGGGCGCCCGAAGAACAAGAACAUCGCCUACUACGGCACCUUGCCGACCCCUUCCUCCUCAGGGGCACCCACCUCCUCAGCAGCACCAGGCCGGCUAACGGCGAGGGCACCUAGACAACCUCGCAGAGCUCAGUACCCAGCAUCGCGACCAGUUAGGCAGAAUAUACGCCAUAAUCGGUCAGCAUUCAAGUACGACGACGAGGACGAGUUGGCCUCGCAGAGCACGCAGUCGACCAUAAUAGUAGGCGGAAGUCAAGUAGUAGAAGU